AUGUUAUUUUUCUUGAGCUUUCGAUGUUUAUUAAUAUAUAUUAUACUUGUACAAUCAAACAUAGAUAAUAUUAUAUCGAUUUGGCCAUCAUCGAAUUCAUCUGAUAUUCAUUUACUCGGCUUGUUUUAUUAUACACCAAACGUAUCUGACCAUAGCCACUUAUCUAUUCAUGCUCGAGCUAUGUUUAUAUCGGCAGUACUACUUUCUAAUCAAUAUAAUAUAACUAUCGAUGGAAAAUUGAUUGGGUGGAAAGAAAGACUAACUAAUGGUGAUGUCAUCGACGUAUUGAGUGAUACAUGUCUUUCAGUAUCUCAAUCAAAUAUAGUUGGUAUUGUCGGUCCAGAAUUAUCAAGAGAAACUGUUUUAGUUAGUUCAUUUGGUAAAAAGCUUGGUUUACCUGUUAUAUCGUAUGCAGCAACCGAUCCUGAUUUAUCUGAUGUAACAACUUAUCCUAAUUUUUAUCGAACAGUUCCAUCAGAUAAUACAGCUGCAUCAGCUCUUCUGAAAUUAUUCAAUCGAUUCAAUUGGAAAUCAUGUCUAAUUAUUUAUCAAAAUGAUGCAUUUGGAACUGGUGGAGCGAAAGCUAUUAAUGACCUAUUUAAUGUAAGUGGUAUAAGAGUAGCACAAAUGAUUGUUUAUGAUAUUGCUAAAAAAAGUAUUCGUGGUGAUAUGAUGACUUAUCUAAUGAAUAGCCCAUCACGAAUUGUUAUUUUAUGGGCUGAAUCAAUUUAUACAUCGUUAAUAUUGAAAGAUGCCCUCGAUUCUAAUCUUGUUGGUCCUUCUUUUACAUGGAUAAUUAAUUCAAGGAUUUCAUUUGAUUCUUUUGAUAAAAAAUAUCAUAAAAAUUUAAUUGGAAUGCUUUUAAUUGAACCAGUUGUUGGAUCAGUUGUUAAUGCACCAUAUAAUAUUGAAUUAUUACAUGCAGCAUAUAAUAUAUGGCAAAAAUAUGAAAAUGAAACAUAUCCUGGAUCGUCAAAUGUUGAUUAUUAUGCAUUAUUUGCAUUUGAUGCAACAUGGGCAUUAAUUAAAUCGUUAGAAAAAUUAUGUUCAUCAAAAAUAAAUAAUUCUUCUUCAUGUUUAUCAUUUCAUUCAUCUUCGUUCUGUUUUAAUUCUCGUUUCAAUCAAUAUGAUUCAUUGUUAUCAGUACUUGCUAGAACAAAUUUUCUUGGUGUAUCUGGUUCUGUAGAAUUUAGUGAGAAUGUAACAGAUCGAAUAAGUGGUUCAUAUUAUUCUUUAAAAAAUGUUCAACUAUUUGUAGAUGGUUUGAAUUUUGUAUCUGUAUUAGAAUAUUUUGAUCCUGGUAACUGGAGAGCACCUAUAACAGAAAAUGUUAUUAUAUGGCCAGGAAAUUCCCUAACACAACCUGCUGAUCGAGCAAUUCUUCGAGGUGUAAGUUUACGAAUUGGAAUAAUGCUAGCAGUUCCAUUUACAUUGGCUCAGAACGUAACAGAUGGUAAUGGAAACACUACAACACAAUAUAUUGGUUAUAUACCAGAUCUUAUUCAGCUUUUGACAGAUAAAAUUGGUUUUAAUGCAAGUCUUAUAUUAGUACCAUCAAAUCAAACAUAUACGCAAAAUAUUCAAUUAGUAAAUAAUGGUUUUUUUGAUAUUAUCGUUGGUGAUGUUACUGUUACUGCUGCAAGAAGAGAAACAGUUAGUUUUUCUCAUGCUAUAUUUGAUAAUUCUUUAUGUCUUAUGGUGAUGAAAACACCCGAUGCUACACUUGAUCUACUUGGAUUCUUAAAACCAUUUUCAAGUAAAUUAUGGGUAUUAGCUCUAGGUACUUGUAUUUAUGCUGGUAUUUUAUUGUGUUUAAUAGAAAGAGCAGAUAAUGAAGACUUACGAAAUCGAUCAUUUAUAUCUCAAUUAACAAUGAGCAUAUGGUAUUCUUUUGGUAACAUAGUUGGAUACGGUGUAGAGUUUAACACAAGUACAGCUGGUGGACGCUUUUUAACUGCUGGUUUAUAUGUAUUAGGUUUAAUAUUAGUAGCAUCAUAUACUGCUAAUUUGGCAUCAGAUCUGACUAUAGCGAAAACACAAUUUGUCGUAUCAGGACUGGAUGAUAUUAAAAAUGGCAAAGUACCAAUGAAUCGUAUCGGUAUUCGCGUCGGUACAGCUAGUGAAGAUUAUUUUAAAAUAGAAAUAUCUAAAGGAAAUCAAAAUUAUUAUCCUUUAAAAACUCGACAACAAUUAUACGAUAGUCUACUUGCCGGCAUUAUUGAUGUUGCCCUUUCAGAUACAGGAGGUGCUGAAUAUGCCGUCAAUAAUAUUUAUUGUAAUUUAACUAUCGUUGGCGAACGUUUUGCUACAAGUGAUUUUGCUAUUGUUACUCCUAAACAGUGGAUAUAUGCACAAGACUUAGAUGUUGGUAUAUUAUCAAUAAGAGAAUCAGGUCAACUUGAUAAUUUGAGACAAAAAUGGUUUCUAGAAGAAAAAUGCCCCCAUGACACAACGGUAUCAACAGCUAUUACAGUCGAAGCACUUGGUGGAUUAUUUGCUACUUUUGCAGUUAUUACUUUAAUAACAGUAUUAUUGUAUUUAUGGACUAAAAGACGUAAUAUUAAAAAUUAUUUAUCAAAGUGUAUACAUAAAAAGGAAUCAUUAACCAAAGCAAAAAACUACACGAAAAGAAAUUCAAACGAAAAUUCUGAACAUGUACAAAAUGACGAAAAAGUCUCGCUGGAUAUUUUAUACUUUUAA
Messenger RNA from Rotaria sp. Silwood1, 2700 nucleotides. NCBI's taxonomy places the organism in Eukaryota, Metazoa, Rotifera, Eurotatoria, Philodinida, Philodinidae. The record is from the annotation of a GenBank genome assembly.